GUACAGUGACGUUUUUCGUAAGUCCCGCCUCCAAGUUGAAGCUGCAGAAGAAGCUAACGUAAACUAUAAUGAACAAAGUUGCACUGUUUUUAAGCCUAGAGUUAGCGUCGUGGUAAGUUCUUCUCAAGACAGCGAAAUAUUUUAACAAAUGACAUCUGUAAAAAUAUUGUAUGCUUUGCAAUUGUCGGUGCAUCAGAAAGCCGCGGAAUCAACAAGCUAAAUAUGCUCCGGAGACUCACUGUGCUCCCGCGGGCGACUGCGUUGUUGACUGCGGUACGAAGCCUCUCCUCGGGCUCUGCGAAAAUCACUGCCCCGUUGAACUUCUGGGGUGGAAAAAGAAGGGCGAGCAAAGAAAGAAACAAUGGGGAGAACGUCUUCGAGCCAGCAACAGGGCGCGUCCUGUGCACGUUGGAGCCAUGUGGUUCCUCAGAGGUCAACCAAGCUGUAGAGGCAGCCAAGUCAGCCUUUGGUCCUUGGAGUAAAAUGUCUGGAAUGGAAAGAGCAAGGGUGAUGAUAGAAGCUGCGCACACCAUUGAGAAAAGGCGAGAGGAGAUUGCUGAAAUGGAAGUAGUCAACAACGGGAAGUCCAUCACGGAGGCCCGUCUGGAUGUGGACUCUGGCCGGUUGUGUAUAGAGUACUAUGCGGGACUGUCCAGCACUCUUGCGGGCCAGCAUGUGCAAUUGCCUGGCGGCUCUUUUGCCUACACACGCAGGGAGCCUUUGGGCGUAUGCGUUGGCAUUGGUGCUUGGAAUUACCCUUUCCAGAUUGCUGCCUGGAAAUCAGCCCCAGCGCUGGCCUGUGGCAACAGCAUGGUGUUCAAGCCAUCCCCAGUCACGCCUGUGACGGCGGUGAUGUUGGCGGAGAUAUUUACCCAAGUAGGAGCUCCAGAGGGACUCUUCAAUGUGGUCCAGGGGGGGCAGGAGACCGGCAGCUUACUCUGUCACCACCCCGAUGUGGCAAAGGUGUCCUUCACCGGGAGUGUGCAAACUGGACAGAAAAUUAUGGAAAUGGCAUCCAAAGGGGUGAAACCGGUGACGUUAGAGCUUGGCGGCAAAUCUCCCCUGCUCAUAUUUGAGGACAGUGACAUGGAGAACGCAGUGCGGGGAGCCCUCAUGGCAAACUUCCUUUCUCAAGGCCAGGUUUGUAGCAACGGCACGCGAGUUUUUGUCCAAAGGCCGAUUCUGGAGGAAUUUGUGGAUCAAGUUGUGAAGAGGACCCAGGCCAUUGAGAUUGGCGACCCGUUAUUAGAGAAUACCAAAAUGGGAGCUUUAGUCAGCCGGCCACAUCUAGACAAAGUGCUCGCCUUUGUGGAUCAGGCGAGGAAGGAGGGAGCCACAGUAUUGUGCGGGGGUGAACCUUUUGUCCCUUCAGACCCAAAACUCAGACAGGGAUACUACAUGACGCCAUGCGUACUCGCCAAUUGCAGAGACGACAUGACCUGUGUCAGAGAGGAAAUCUUUGGUCCCGUCAUGUCCGUGUUGUCCUUCGACACAGAAGAGGAGGCGCUGCGGCGAGCCAACGACACCACCAUGGGAUUAGCAGCGGGACUUUUCACAAGGGAUGUGAAGCGUGCCCACCGUGUGGUUGAACACCUCAAGGCCGGUUCCUGCUUCAUCAACAACUAUAACAUCACUCCUGUGGAGGUUCCAUUUGGAGGCUUCAAAAUGUCAGGCAUAGGGCGGGAGAAUGGCCAGGUGACAAUCGAACAUUACUCGCAACUGAAGACGGUGUUUGUGGAGAUGGGAGAUGUCGACAGUCUCUUCUAGGAAACGCCAACCCACAGCAAAAUGGAAGUAGCCGGAAAGCAAAACGGCGCAUCGGCCUCCUUCAUGCUUUGCUUCAAGCCAGCCAUCUAAAUGUUUUGCACUCCCUGUGAUAUUGACGCGAGGAAACGUCCUCUGAACUAUUGAACGGGCGACAAAUCUUCUCGCAAACAGCGUAAAGUGAAUGAAGUUCGCUGUUUGACAUUAAGAUUUGAUUUUUUUUCUUCCCAAUGUUAAUUUGUUCCCAUAGUUUGCACUGUGCCUUUCUGCAUAUCGGCUUUGAUGAUUUUAAGCACAAGAAAAGCCAAUGUGUAUUGCUGCUUAGAAACGAUUUAUUGAACACUAACUGAAAAGGUCCCACAACAAUUUGCAUUACACCAAAUGUGCACCGCUUCAAGUACACAUGGGCCGCCUGGUGACAAGCGAGUAAAAAGAACGAGGAAAACGGCUUGAAAUGAAAUACUCGCGUGUUCGCUUGCAAUUCAGUCUUGUAAGAAGACAAACGAGGAAUCGGACAUUCGUAACAACUGUGCUGAUGGACCUUCUGCUAAAGGUAACACUUGAAGUUUUCUUCUCAUUCUUGUCUCCUGUUUGGCUGUUGCCUUUCUCUAAAAUGGACAUAGAGUCAAAGAAGGCAUCCUGCCAGCGCUUUGUGCCAGCGUGCUUGGAAUGUGGCAUACCUUGAUUUCGGGAUCUUUGAACGGCGCCGACUCUGUAUGAGUUUGGAGUGAGCGGCUUUUUAUAGAUGUCACUUGUCGAAUGACGGCAGCAGAUCAACUUACCAUCUCCGAAGGGCUUCUCAUCGUCGACGCACACGAUCUCGCCGGGGCCCUGCGAUCAAAGAUGGAUCUCAGUUUAUAAAUAUGUUUUAAAGCGCAGUAUUAAUGCAUUACACGUUGCAUAUUUUUCUCUGAGGCAUACCAAUGACGUGCUACCUCGAUGUUUUCUUUCCCGGAGGCGUCGGUCGGCUUGGUAUCGAUCGGCUUCUUUCUGUCUCCAAGAUUCCCUAGCCGACUUGUGUCAGCGGAAACUCGCACGUGAAAGGCGUGCAAGGCCGUCUGGACGUCGCCCACUUCGAAGUGCACGGCCGUGCCUUCGAACCACAGGCUGUCGCACCUACCCUCCUUGAAGCCGGGCGGCUCGUAGAGUGCCGGUGUGACUUGGGGAGAACAAGAGUACAGGACGUUUGCGGCAGAAACACGUGAUACGCGUUUGGUUCGGCCGUUUGCGACAGCUCACCGUUGUCGUAGUAGUAGAGCUUCAUGCUCAUGUGGAUGUGGUCAGGAAGGACAUUGAGGUUCUGCAUGAGCAGGGAGAGCUGCCUGAUAAGUACCACGGUGGCUCUCUUGGUGUCUUCCAAUGUCACCUUCAAUUUGACACCAUUGGUCCUGUGAUUCCACAAUGCUUAUGUCACAACCAACUCGCUCAAAUUUCAACAAUGCUGGCAAAAACAACAAAAUGUCCUUCCACACCUCAGUAUAUCCAUUUCCGGACCUGUCUCUCUGUACUUGAACUUGAAACUGUAAGACUCAAUGAUGCACUGAAAAACAGAUUUUAUUUUUUCCCAAUUCCAGGCUAUCCUUGACAAGCUUGAAAUAAAUAUUUCAGUACUGA
Molecule: messenger RNA, 3378 nt
Organism: Syngnathus acus (greater pipefish)
Lineage: Eukaryota; Metazoa; Chordata; Actinopteri; Syngnathiformes; Syngnathidae
Gene: aldh9a1b
Product: aldehyde dehydrogenase 9 family, member A1b
Exons: 12
Coding region: 223-1767 (514 amino acids)
Molecular function (GO): 4-trimethylammoniobutyraldehyde dehydrogenase (NAD+) activity; aminobutyraldehyde dehydrogenase (NAD+) activity
Source: RefSeq, a predicted model, not a curated record